Messenger RNA from Opisthorchis viverrini, 1827 nucleotides. RefSeq lists its product as hypothetical. Bases 1 to 1827 code for a protein of 608 amino acids. Gene Ontology annotation, biological process: fatty acid catabolic process. The record is from RefSeq and is a predicted model, not a curated record. Gene Ontology annotation, molecular function: fatty acid amide hydrolase activity; amidase activity. NCBI's taxonomy places the organism in Eukaryota, Metazoa, Platyhelminthes, Trematoda, Opisthorchiida, Opisthorchiidae. The transcript has a single exon.
AUGGCUGAACUGAUUGAGAUGCACUGGACUAUGCUCAUCGGUUGGCUUGCAAAGCGCAGCAUCAGGCGGAUCUGUAUAUCGUGUGGAGUGACAGCUCUGAUGUUCCAUCUGAUCCGACGUCUUUAUCAGCAGCAUCAGCAGAAUGAGAGGUUACGGAAGAAGCGAGACUCUGUCAAGCAGAACAUCAAUGCUGUGAGAUCCCAACUGGCACAGGUGGACGUUACCGAUGAUUUACUGGCGCUCACGGACUUGGGAUUGGGUGAGCUGAGCCAAAAGAUUGCUUCUGGAGAUGUUACACCAAUCCAGUUGCUUCACGCUUUCCAGACCAAGGCACUGCAAUUGUAUGAGAAGGGCAAUUCAGGGAUUUGUGAAUUCGUUCUACAGGCGCAAUCCGUUUUUGAAGGUAGUUCGAUUGAAGAGGAACAGGAGGAGCAUUUGUCAACAAUGCGAAAAUCCCCACUGUACGGCAUCCCGAUUAGCUUGAAGGAAACAUUUUGUAUGAAGGGAUAUGACAGUACUGGAGGUCUGAUUAAGCGCUGCAAUUCUCCAAUGGAAGAAGAUUGUGUGUUGGUCACCGUAUUACGGAAGGCUGGUGCUAUCCCAUUUGUUCGAACAACAACAUCACAAGCUAUGCGUGCUCUCGACGGAACGAACCCUGUGUUUGGCGACACGACCAAUCCAUUCAAUGCGUCAAGGACAGCUGGAGGUAGUUCGUGUGGUGAGGCAGCUUUGGUUGCACAACGUGGUGCACCUGUAGGAAUCGCCAGUGAUAUUGGGGGUAGCACUCGUAUCCCCGCGGCAUUUUGUGGUCUGGCCAGUUUGAAGCCCACGGUGAAUAGACUGAGUUCAGUGGGUUGUCUUAAUCUGGCAAGGCACUCGGUUCUUGUGUUACAAGCUUGUCCGGGUCCUGUAGCGAGAAAGGUAGAUGAUUUGGCAGGUGUAAUGCGUAGUCUGCUGACGCCAGUGAUGUUUGAUUUGGAUCCGCGCGUUCCACCUAUGCCUUUUAACGAGGAUGCAUACAAUGGUUCUAAUGGAAAGCAACUGACAAUCGGUUUCUACCAAACGUUUCAUGACUCUAACUUAAUGCGUACAACUCCCGCUGUCAUGGAGGCUAUUACUCAUGCAGUGGAUGCUCUUGCGAAAGCUGGACAUCGAAUCGUCCGAUAUACACCGCCAAAUCCAGCAAAGGCCUAUCGGAUAUACCUUAAAUGUAUUUUUGCCGAUGGUGGCCGACAAUUACGUCAUCGUUUGUCAGAUGAACCCGUCGUUACUCAACUUCGUUUCCUGAAUCUUAUGCUCUCUUUGCCGAACUGGGUAAAGUUUACUGCCGAUAUUUUCGCACGAUUCGCCGGCUUUGGACCUCUAGCAGUUGCACACACAAUGGGUGGUCUUCGGAGUGCUCAAAUGGCAAUUGAUCUUCUCGUUGCCUUACGGGACUAUCAAGCAGAAUUUCAAAGGAGUUGGGUCGAGUCCGGGGGUUUGGAUGCUGUGAUUUGUCCGGCGUUUCCCUAUCCAGCACCGCCGGUCGAUGCACGUUCCAUGUUUGUGUUUCCUGGGCUGCCCUAUGUGGCAUUAUACAAUCUGGUUGAUUAUCCAGCUGGUACCGUGUUAACUAGAUUUGUGGAUCGUGCACAUGUUAUUGAAUCUGACAAGCUGACUGUAGAGGGAGAUAGGUAUGGUUCGAAGAUAGCCGCGAUGCAAAAGGGCAGUGAAGGGUUGCCAAUUGCUGUUCAAGUUGUUGGAAGACCGUUUCAGGAGGAAACUGUGCUUCGAGUUAUGCGUAUCAUCGAAAAAGCUCGCAGUGGUGUAGUUUCCCAACGGAGAUAG